CUAGUGAGAUAGGGGGUGGGUGGUAGUUCGAUCUCAGAAAAAAUAUCCGUGGAAACAAUGAAUGUAAUUACAUUUUUUCUGUUGAAUGAGAUUCAGCUGUUCGGCACACGUUAGGGUAUUGCUUGCGCCCUUGCUCUGGUCACACUUUGCUGUUUUCGCAAAGAUUUGUUUAUAAAAAAUUAGACAAUUUUUUGUUUUCAAGAGACGGAAAAUAGAUAAUCGAAAAAUGUCCACCUCCGAUGUGGAUAAAAGCAUCGAGUUGAUUACCAAGACGGAGGAGUUGGCCGACAAGAUAUUGGUCAAUAAGCACGAGCUGACGGUUAUGGACAAACGCCGCCAAGAGACGCGGGAGGCACUGCGUCUCGUGGAGAAGACAGAGGAAAAGAAGGUCUGGAUCACCAUUGGCAGCAUGCUGGUGAAGAUGCCCAAGGACAAGGCAGUGGAGCUGCUCAAGAAGGAUCAGCAGCAGAUUGAAAAGGAGAUAAAUCUAAUUUACUCGGAUCAAAAGAUUCUGGUAAACAAGCAUCGUGACCUGGAGUUCAAGUCGCCAUUUUCGGGCACGAACAUCAAGGCACUGGACCGACAUGAAUUUAAUGCAUUGAAAGCUAAUCUUCACUUGUAAUUUAACAAAUUAAAUUAAGUAAAAAUUAAGAGUGCUACAGCACACAGUUAUGUUUUUACCAUAA
Messenger RNA from Drosophila obscura, 686 nucleotides. RefSeq lists its product as uncharacterized. The transcript has 2 exons. NCBI's taxonomy places the organism in Eukaryota, Metazoa, Arthropoda, Insecta, Diptera, Drosophilidae. Gene Ontology annotation, cellular component: prefoldin complex. Gene Ontology annotation, biological process: protein folding. The coding region runs from base 227 to 622 and encodes 131 amino acids. The record is from RefSeq and is a predicted model, not a curated record.